Messenger RNA from Arabis nemorensis, 1134 nucleotides. The record is from the annotation of a GenBank genome assembly. Lineage: Eukaryota; Viridiplantae; Streptophyta; Magnoliopsida; Brassicales; Brassicaceae.
AUGGAGACAAGAACAACGAUUAAAGAAACCAAAGAAGCAAAAGAAAGUGAUGCAGAGAGGAAGAAGAAGAUGAUGAGUAUCGAAACUUCUAUCUUUUCGAGUAUCCUCGCUGAUAUUGAAGAAAAUCCAACGAUAUUGCAGAACCAGAAGAAUCUGAGCGAAGAAGUUAAGUUUCUUGGAGAUGGAGAUGACCUAAAAUCUGAAAUCUCCAUUGAUGAUGCUAAAGAUUUUGAUGAGAUGUUAUCAACUAUGCUUGGAGAUGAAGAUGGAGAAGAAGGUUGUGGUGAGAUUGAUGAGAUGAUUGAGGAGAUGUUAGAGCAAAGUGAAGAAGAUGGAAGUUACUUGGAUCGGAUUAAAGAAGGUUACGUGUUUGGUGGGUUACUUGAGACUCUGUUAAGAGAGAAAGCAGAGGAAGAAGAGAAGGAGAUAUCUUCAUGGAUCACGAAUGGAGAGCCUGAAUCCGAAACCAGAAAAUUGAGACAACGAGAUGAGAAACAGAGGAAAAGGAGAGUGAAAGCUGUUAGAUUCGGAGUUGAGUUUUCGUUUCUUAUGGCAGAAUAUAUGUUUUUGAGACCUAAUGAAGUUCUUGCUGAUGAAAGCGAAGAUUACUGGAUGUGUCUAAAGCGAUUAGGAGUCGAUAAAGAUGAGAAAGGUAUGAAUGUAAUCAUUGGAAAGCUUGAGGAAGUCUUUGAGAUGGUGAUGAGGAAGAAAGAGAAUAAUGAGCAUUAUAAUGCGAGCCUUCCUGAUUCCAUUUUUCGGUUUGAGGAUUACAUUCGUCUUUGCGCUGCUGCGAUUCAAGGCUUGGGAAAGAUUGUUUGGGGUUUGAGAAAGAACCAAAGUGAAAAACUCCAGCUUUCUGAUUUGGAUGCUAUGUUUGAAGAUUGCCAAAAAGUGUUGAUGAAGUUAGAGCUUAAGCUAGCAGAGAUGAAGCAAAGUGUUUACAGAUCGGUUUCUGCCGAUUAUGAGUCGUUUUCGAAGUCAGAGAGGUUUGAUAGUUUGCUCAGAAGGAAGCUUAUGAGGAGAGUUAAUGCAGAUAAUAGAUUUGGUAGAUCAAUGAUUGGUUCUUACUUGGUUGAGAUAUGGAAGUCUCUGUUUCAAGCAGAAGCAUUACAUGAGCAGAGAAAAGAAGCAUGA